GCAGCAGAGUUACAGUCUGACACGAGAGAGAGAGGAGCCGUGGACCUGUCCGUUCACACACGGACACAACACCAGGCGAUGGAAAGGUGCGAGGUCUUUUUAUUCACCUUCCUCGUCUCUCACUACGUCUGGAAGAUCCUCUUCAUCACGUGGCUCUUCACCAGCGGGACCCCCACGGAACGCACCAACUAUGGAUUGCCUAAUUGAAGUUGGGCCACCACCGGAUCCCGUUGACGCCAGGACCACGGAGCGACGUUAGAGAGAGAGAGAGAGAGAAGUUCGUUAUGGACACUUGCGCAAAGCGAGCAUUUGCUGAUCACAGAGCUGGUGCCAAAAGAGGACUUUCAUCCACAGCAGAGCGCGACUGUCUGCGGGUAAAGGACAUGGACAACACGUCUCUUUUCAGCGCUGAUGAAACUCUCUGCACGAUGUUUUAGUAAGAAUGAGACGAAGCUGUAGUUAGAAUAGAGAGAGAGAGAGAGAGAGAGAGAGAGUGUGUUUGUGUGAGUGUUCAGUUCCUCCUGGAUCUGAUCUGAGAGUGGUGGACACUGCUGUUUUACGCGCAUACCAAUUGCGCGCUGCGUCCGUCACCACAGGAGAUCCCACCGCGGCUGCUCCUGAGAUCUCUGACAGGCAACAGGCCUCAGCCAUCACUGUGCAACCGAGAGAGUUUCUUAAAGCUGCACCCUAGUGCACCUGUGUGGCAGGAGGGAGCCAUGGCGUUACCAGAUAGUAGCAUAUCUGUGGAGGAACUGCCCUUCCCAGAGAUUAUAGAGCUUAAUGUUGGAGGCCAGGUGUACAUAACCCGCUUCUCCACCCUCACAAGUGUGCCAGACUCUCUGCUGUGGGAGAUGUUCAGUCGAAAGUCAGCCAAAGGUCUGGCCAGGGACACCAAGGGGCGCUUCUUUGUGGACCGUGAUGGUUUCCUGUUCCGUUACAUCUUGGAUUACAUGCGGGACCAGCAGCUGGUCCUUCCUGACCACUUCCCCGAACGCGGGCGCCUGCAGAGGGAGGCUGAGUUCUUCAACCUGCCAGAGCUCGUCAAGCUGCUGGUGCCCAAAAUCAGCAAGCAGAACUCGCUGGGCGACGAGGGGUGCCAGAGCGACCCGGAGGACUCCUCACCCGGGAUUGACACGGCCCGUAACCUCGGCUCACAGGGUGCUGCAGCUGCUGCGUGUGCCAGCCUGGUGCCCGGUGCCAUGGAUGGCAAACGUUCCGGGUUCAUCACCAUCGGCUACCGAGGCUCGUAUACUCUGGGCCGUGACAGCCAGACCGAUGCUAAGUUCCGCAGGGUGGCCCGAAUCAUGGUCUGUGGGAAGACCUCCUUGGCCAAAGAGGUCUUUGGGGAGACGCUCAACGAGAGCCGUGACCCUGACCGCCCACCUGAGCGCUACACGUCCCGCUAUUAUCUGAAGUUCACCUUUCUGGAGCAGGCUUUUGACAAGCUGGCCGACGCAGGCUUCCACAUGGUGGCCUGUAACUCUACAGGAACCUGCGCCUUUGCCCAUGAGCAGACGGACGACAAGAUCUGGACCAGCUACACUGAAUAUGUGUUCUACCUUGGUUCAUCAGUAAAUUUCAAGACAACAACCUCUGACCGUCCAGCUCUCACUGGAGCGCUGACCUCUGCAACUGCCGCUGAACCCGUCACGGUGGGUCAUGGCACCUCCGGUCGAACCAAUAGCCUUCCAGAAGACAGCAGCAUCCCAACAGUGAACAUACGGAACCCGCUGCACCUGCACCCUCCUCCUCCUCUUGCGCCUCCUCUUCCUCCGCCGCCCCUUCUUGCUGCGAACAGCCCGGACCUCGCACCUCCGUCACCUCCGGCCCUGCCUCCGCCUCUGCCACCCAAACCUUCUUCUGCCUCCACCCCUGCUCCUACUUCCUCGACGCCGCCUCCUGCUGAGAGCCCCCAUCGUCCGACCACCCUCCACCUAAAGACACUGCCCCGGCCCACCGUGCGGGAGAACGGCGGCCCGGCCCUUGGGGUGGAUGAGGACGAAGACGAGAGGAAGCUGCUGGAGGAGGAUCUGAAGAAAUGCAUUGAGGACUUCAGGAAGAUCCGCUUGCCCAGAGUGUUUCCGGAUCGCAAGAGGCACUGGCAAAGUGACUUGCUCAAGAAGUACAACGCGUAGAGCCCUUUGCUUUGCCGAGGCAGCAUGACGAACAAACUUGACAGCUUGUGAGCAGUGGACUCCGGCUUUAUUUUCACAGCAGGUUUACUCAAACCUCUAAUGUGGUAGCUUUUGCAUGUCGACAGAACAAAACUGAUCUGUGCUUAGGCUGAGCGAGUCACACAAACAAGAUUAAAUAUUAUGAUGUGUCUUUUCCCAUCAUAGAAAACAGUUCCCCUUUAGAAGCUGUUGGUAUAGAAACUUUCUUUCUACUCAGUCGAAGGAUAAUAUAUGUAAUGUCAUUGAUUAGAAAUGUCUGCCCCGCUGAUCAAACAACUGCAGAAUGUGAGUGUGAAAGUUUUAGGUGUCUGACCUUGCUGAUGCAAAAUAAAAAUAUGAAUGAAAUA
Platichthys flesus (European flounder) is the source of this 2521-nucleotide messenger RNA. It is a transcript of the gene kctd12b, whose product is annotated as potassium channel tetramerisation domain containing 12b. Gene Ontology annotation, biological process: regulation of G protein-coupled receptor signaling pathway; protein homooligomerization. Gene Ontology annotation, molecular function: protein binding. The coding region runs from base 717 to 2135 and encodes 472 amino acids. The transcript has 2 exons. The record is from RefSeq and is a predicted model, not a curated record. Lineage: Eukaryota; Metazoa; Chordata; Actinopteri; Pleuronectiformes; Pleuronectidae.